UGGGAGAGUGCCUGAGAAUCAACACAACGCGUCAACGCGCCAACCCUAUCAGUGAAGACCAUAACGUCAAAUGAGUACUUCAGCCCAAAUGACUCCACCAUUGCGAACACACCUCACGGUUUUUGCAGCAGGUUAAGGUGGUGUCGACUUCAGGGAGACUACUGCAGUACUCCAACGUCUCUGGGUCAGCUCAUGAAGCUGCGUAGCUCAGUACGUACCAACCCACCGAAGAGCGUAGAAGACACCAUUUCCAGUUGUAGGCUAUUACCUGGAGAUGUCAGGGAGCUGUUUAUUCACGGUUGCGUCACUGGGCCGGAUGCGUGACUGGCAUUCCCCCAACCAUUCCCCAGAAUACUACCCAGCCCGAUACGCCUGCACAUGAGUGGGCCAGCAAGACGACCUCCAUGCUCGACCCCGACACCACUAAUACCGUCUCCACUAUGAAACUGACUACAAAGGACAUGCUCGACCAGCCGCCGUCUUUUCAGACGACAGUCUCUGGCUCCAGCGCUGCGAGUACACCUGGAUUCCCUGGCGCACACCAUGAAGAUCCUGAAGAGAAGGCAGGCGUAGGAAACGUCGACUCCGGAGAAACAGCUCGUCGAGCUUCGCAGAGUGUUUAAGAUGCUGACCAGUGUGUGGGCGAGAUGGCGGCUCAGUAUCUUCCCAAGAGCGUCGUUGAUACCGUUGCUGGCUAUAUGCGUGAGCAAAUCCUAAAUUUCGUACCCUACUCUUCCAGUUCAGUCUCCCCGUCCGCGCACAUCCUUUGUUUCAUGAUUUCCGCCCUCACUUCCUUUACUUUUGAUCCGAUUAGUGCCCUUUUCGUCUCACCAUACUAGAAACGAGAGAUUCCUGUAGAUGUUACCGUGUCCAUCAGGCAUAUUCUCGUUUCGUCGUAUGUGAUCGUCCAGUGUC
Somion occarium is the source of this 915-nucleotide messenger RNA. The record is from the annotation of a GenBank genome assembly. Lineage: Eukaryota; Fungi; Basidiomycota; Agaricomycetes; Polyporales; Cerrenaceae.